Molecule: messenger RNA, 1266 nt
Organism: Puccinia triticina
Lineage: Eukaryota; Fungi; Basidiomycota; Pucciniomycetes; Pucciniales; Pucciniaceae
Exons: 6
Coding region: 1-1266 (421 amino acids)
Source: RefSeq, a predicted model, not a curated record
AUGUCAAUCAAAGAAGAGCCAUCAGAUGAGUUGAGUCUGGGACUGGCCUCUAGCCAUGCGUCCAUGGCUCACCGGUUUCGCACUUUUUCAAAUGAUCCGCUGGCACCAAGCAGCAGUUCACAUCCAUUAAUGGACCCAAUGGAAAUAUCACAAGGGGUUCCUCAGAGUCAAACGAUGGAUUUUGUCGACCAUGCCGCCAAAAGGAAAUUUGAUAAUGUAGAGCACAACUUUGAUCAAGAUGUUGGAAUGGAUCAUCAAGGUUCAAAGCAAUCCGAUUUGGCAUUGAAUCUUUCCUUAGGUUUGCCGGAGCGGGGAAAUGAUCUGGCAUGCUAUAAUGUUCAAAAUCUGAUAGGACAUCCUGUAUUGGGAGAUGGUAACAGGAGCGGAAAUGCAGCAUACACUUCCUCCUCAAGUCAUGACUUGAAAGAAGCAAGUGGAAUCGAUCAGUCAAACUCAAAAAAAGCGAAGCUGGAUCUGGAUUUGAGUCUGAAUGUAGGACUGCGUUCACCGGGCCGAAAAGAUGACCCAUAUUAUCUUUUCCCUCUUCCCCGAUUUCCAAAAGAGGAAAUUGAUGCGAUAGGUCAAAACCAUCUACAGCCGGGAAACCCCCAAAGAAAUGGGAAGAAAAACGCAUUGGAGAAUUAUAAUCCCCCAAGUGUUAAAAAGCCAAUCACAGUCAAGUCAGAAGGAGUCUCAGGAAGCAACGGAUUCAAUGUGCCUGAACACCAUGGGGUUGUCAAACCUUUGCCAAUUAGGGGUUAUGAGUGUAAAAAUGUGCCGAUUAACUCCAGCGAGCGAGUUGGUUCCUCUCGACAAGCCGGUCUCGGCAGUCCAUCCAAUCUUGUUCGAUCGGAAAAAGCAAACUCUCUCGCAACGUUUCAGGUGGACGAUAUGAACCCACUGGUAUGGGCUUGGAUUCCGAUCAUCACGGAGAAGCUUUACAAAGCUGUAGCGAAUGAGGUGAAAGAACACAUCGAUCCAUUCGUACUAACUUUGAUGGCUGCAUGCAUUCCGAAGCAUAAAAGCCAUCAAAGAAUUGAGCUAUACCAAGACCCUCAAGGAAAAUUCUCAUUGCAAAAACAGGGGAAACAAUUCAUGGUGGCAAUGUGGGCCUUGAAUUGCAGAAAUUUGGAAACAUUGGGCGUUCAACCUUCUUCAGGCGCGCGUUACAUUGAAGAACAAAAAAAAUUAAUCCGAUCGUUUAUACUGUUCAUGUUGAAGUCUCGUGAGGAUCCCUCAACCUUUGGGUCUCAGGACCAAUCUUAG